Molecule: messenger RNA, 6646 nt
Organism: Austrofundulus limnaeus
Lineage: Eukaryota; Metazoa; Chordata; Actinopteri; Cyprinodontiformes; Rivulidae
Gene: col24a1
Product: collagen type XXIV alpha 1 chain
Biological process (GO): extracellular matrix organization
Molecular function (GO): extracellular matrix structural constituent conferring tensile strength
Source: RefSeq, a predicted model, not a curated record
GGUCCACUCGCAUCGGUGCAAGUCACGGCACAUACUGGAACCAGCGCCUGGAGGAAACGACGCACAGAAGAGAACCUUCUGCUGAGCUGGAGACCAGGACGAAGUCUUCCUCUCUYGUUUCCCACAGAGGAGGCACUUUCAAUCCAUCGCAGAGCCGACUUGUCGCUCUCCAAGCCGCCUCUCCUUUUGCGCGUCUUGGAUAGAAAGAACGCGAUCAUUGCGCGCCGCAGAGCGCAACGCGCAAAGCUUCCGACCCUGUUUUCAUUCUUUCGUUUCUUCUUUCUUUUUUCUUUUUUCUUUUUAAGUGGAAGAGAUCUCACCUCCGGAGCGCAGCAGUGAGAUGAAGCAUUUCUGAGGCUGCAGCCAUCCUCUGUCCGCUUUACUGCUUUUGGCUGUUCCCAAAGGGGUGAGCACAUCCAUGCGCAGGCAUCCCCUCCAGUGUGAUUCUGUUUUCACCCAGAUCUCUGCUGCCUGGACAAAUGCAUACAAAUGCAUUUAGGAGCUCAACGGACAAGGAGUGGACACGUUUCCGCGGCUGCAGCGUGGAACUUUCUCCUGCUCCUGUCAGUAUGCUCAGCAGCUUCUGGAGAAGACGACUACCGAGCUCAAGGUGUGGAUAUCCUCCAUCGACUGGGGCUUACAGAUCAAAGCAGCACAGACAGUCCCCAGGAGAGGACAGCCUCGCCUCAAACCACUUACACCAAUGUUCCCCCGUUUCUGAAUGCUCCACUUUCUGGAUAUGGGGUGUUAUUAGACACGAACUCCAUUUAUGAGAUUCCAGCAAGCAGUCUGUUCCAUACAGAGUUUAGUGAUGAAUUUUCUUUUGUGAUUAGCCUAAGCUCCUGGGGAGCGAGCAAUGCUUUUCUUUUAAGUGUUAAAGAUGGCGGGGACAGACUGCGUUUUGGCAUUCAGCUAUUACCCCACAGACUAGUGGUUUACACUGCAGAGCAAUCCUCCAUCUACUUCACCUACAGCUGGCAGGAUGGGCAACAACAUGCCUUYGCUGUUGGUGUUCGAGCUCGUUCGGUGUCCUUUUAUGCGGAUUGUGGACGGGUGCAGCAACGAGAGCAAACCCUGGCGAGAGCUCAGACUCUGGGGGAACCUGGGAGUCUCUUCACUUUGGGUAGGAUGAACUCAAAGGCAGCUCCAUUCAGUGGUCAACUUUGCCAACUGGAUAUCUAUCCUUCAGSCCAAGCUGCCGCACACUACUGCAAAUACCUUAAAAAACAGUGCCGGCUGGCCGACACUUAUCGAUCGCCUUUGCCACAUUCUCAUUUGGAUAUUAAGGCUAAUAACCACCCUGCUCACUCUUCACCAAAGUCCCCUCUUGGACUGCCAACCAUCCGUCAUACUUCCACCAAAGUUACAACAACUUACAGAGCGUUAUCACAGAGAAACCAACUUGUCACACAGUAUUCAACCCCAAGCCCAACAACUCAGUUACACCUGAAGGAACCAAAACACAUUUCGACACUGAAACCCCUCUCACUUCAACCUGAAGACCACACGCAAGCUCCUCCAAGAAGGCAAGCAAUGCUGGAUCUUUCCCACAGCACAUCUGUCACAACCAACGAAAAUGUCUUAGCAACUGGCAAAGGCAAUCAGCCUCGAAGGGACAUAGAUCAGUCUGAGAACAGCACAGAGGAAGAGCGCAGACCCUGGAACCAUCAGACUUCACAGGUUUUCCCAAGUCUGAUAUCCCCCGUCAGGCAAGGUCAAGUGAAGGAAGGACUCAGGAACAGCUUUGAGGACUCUGAACCUCGGCCCAAAGACACACGUCACGUUCUGGAGUUUCRUCGAAGAGCCAACAGCACCACUUUGUACAGGGAAAAUCGGGUCGACACAUCAGAACAACAUGAGCUGGAUGGCAGCUACGAGGACACAGACCUUGGAGUGUACGAUUAUGGAUACGAGGAGUCAGAAUUCCUUUAUGACUAUGAAGAUGGAUUUAAUGGGCCUAAAGGAGAGCCAGGUCCUCCGGGUCCUCCUGGCCCUCCUGGUUUAUCUGGUUCUCCUGGGAGGAGAGGCUCAAGGGGUCCUCCUGGUCCGCAUGGAAAACCAGGACAACCUGGACCACCAGGGCCAAAGGGUUCAAAGGGAGACCCGGGACUGUCUCCAGGCCAAGCUGCAGCCGGGGAAAAGGGUGACAGAGGUCCACCUGGUUCACCUGGACCAAAAGGAUUUCCAGGACCACUGGGCAUUGCAGGACCUCCUGGAGAGGCUGGAGCUACAGGUUACCCUGGCAGGCAGGGUUUAGCUGGGCCGCAAGGCAGUCCUGGAACUAAAGGCAUCCGUGGUUUUAUUGGRCCUCCUGGAGUUGCUGGGCCACCAGGGCUGGAGGGAGAGAAAGGCAUUCCCGGUCCUGUUGGAAAACCUGGUCCCAAAGGAAGACAUGGUGUGAUGGGUGAUGUGGGGGAGAGGGGACCCCCUGGUCCAGAUGGCAAACAGGGCCCUGUUGGUGGGACUGGCAUUAAUGGCUUUCCUGGUCUGAGGGGGGACCCGGGCCCAGAGGGACCACGAGGAUUGCCUGGUAUGGCGGGACCUCAGGGCCCAGCGGGACACGCCGGCCUGCCUGGAUUGAAAGGUGAUAAGGGUGAAGUGGGACAAAGGGGCGAUCCAGGGGAGAUGGGAUAUCAAGGUGACAAGGGCGCUGUCGGUGCACCUGGUCCUGCCGGGCCCAGAGGGAAACCGGGACUGCCGGGGUUUCCUGGGGACAUCGGAGCACCAGGGCCCAACGGCCCACCUGGACCAAAGGGUUUGCAAGGYGCAAGAGGACCCCAAGGUCCUCCAGGGCCUAAAGGACCACAGGGUGAUGAAGGACCACUCGGCCCACCUGGCAGCAUUGGCCCUAUUGGAAGAGCUGGAAGGAAAGGUCACCCGGGUGAACCUGGGAUCGAAGGUCUAACGGGGGAGAAGGGGGACGUCGGAAAUGUCGGAAAAAUCGGCCCUCAGGGUCCAGUUGGCUUAAUUGGGAUAACUGGGGUGAUGGGAGUUCCCGGUGAAAAGGGUGACCGGGGACCCCCAGGUCCAGCAGGUCCAGUUGGAGAGAACGGGCCAAGGGGUUAUCCAGGAUUGCCAGGAGGUCCAGGAGACAUAGGGAUGCAAGGUGCACCUGGCCCACAGGGACAGAGAGGCACUGCAGGCAUCGGUGGUCCGAAAGGCAGAGGGGGGCCCCGAGGUCCAGAUGGCACGCUAGGAGAACCAGGACCUGAGGGCACCAAGGGUGAAAAGGGUGAAAUAGGACCAAAAGGAGAACCAGGACUUAUAGGCAAGACUGGUGGUCCAGGAGAAAGAGGCCCUUCUGGAAAGCCUGGUAAGGCAGGUAUUCCAGGGAGCASCGGGGAAAGGGGCCCGCAUGGUGAACCAGGACCUAAAGGACCUCCUGGAGAGUCUGGACCCAAUGGAGAGCAAGGACUUGAAGGUGGUCCAGGUGCUGAAGGGGAGCCAGGUGCAGUUGGAGAGCCAGGAUUAAAGGGUGAUGUUGGACCUCCGGGGACUGAUGGGGAACAGGGUCAGGAGGGACUCAGAGGUCCUCCUGGCCCUCRAGGUGAAGAUGGCCCACAAGGAAAAGAUGGACCCAAGGGAGAGCCUGGUGAACAGGGCCCAGCUGGGGAGCCUGGAGAGAAGGGGAUAGAAGGAGAACCCGGGCCUCAAGGACCAGCUGGAAUUCCUGGGAAACAGGGGUUUUCUGGACCAGAAGGAAAACUGGGCCCCCCAGGGAAUAGAGGACGACACGGAAAGAAGGGAGAAAAGGGUCCUCCAGGUCUGGCUGGUGAGAUUGGUUCUCGAGGAGACCUUGGCCAACAAGGCAAGCCGGGGCUGAAAGGUGCCAGAGGAACUCGAGGCUCACCUGGUCAGCCAGGAGCCAUGGGGUUGGAAGGGCAACCAGGACUGCUUGGAUACCCAGGGCAUCCUGGUAAGCCUGGGCCCAUCGGACCACCAGGCCCUAAAGGUGAAAAGGGUUAUUCAGGCGAGGACAAUAAGACUCCAGGACCACCAGGGCCCUUAGGUGAACCAGGCUCUCUAGGAGAGCGUGGAGAUCGUGGAGAGCCAGGUGACGAAGGAUACCAGGGUCAUACUGGUCCUAAUGGGCCUCGUGGGACAAUCGGCCCACAAGGACUGCCGGGAUCACCUGGCGARCCUGGAGAACAAGGCCCAAAAGGAGAAAAAGGAGCUCCGGGCUCUGCAGGAAAAAAAGGAGCGCGAGGUCUGAGCGGGGCCCCUGGCACUGAAGGCCCAACCGGUUUACCAGGACUGAGGGGACCGAAGGGUUUCCCAGGACCAGAUGGUCCUCCAGGACUGAUGGGUCUACAAGGUCUACCAGGAAAACCAGGACGGCAGGGUCAGCGAGGUUUGGUGGGUCAGGAGGGACUUGCUGCGAUGCCGGGUCCCAGGGGAGAAACUGGACUUCCUGGAGCACCUGGAGAAAUAGGGCCACCYGGUCAAAAGGGAGAACCUGGCCUGCCAGGUGACAGAGGACCUGCUGGAAUGAAAGGAAUGGAGGGUGCUACGGGUGACCAGGGCAGGAAAGGUGACCCUGGACCUAAAGGACAAGCAGGUUUCAGUGGACCUGUAGGCCCCGAAGGAAGGAUUGGUCCAGUUGGGAAGCCUGGUCACAGAGGUCCAAAAGGAAGCAUUGGUGAAAUGGGGCCUCAAGGACCACAAGGAAGUCCAGGACCCAGGGGACCCCCUGGUGCACCCGGUCCAACAAGGAACAUUUAUGAUGACUCAGUUUACRGUCAAUCUGACUCCAAUUCUGCCCUCAGGACCGAGAUCUUUCAGAAUAUGGACAUGAGCCAACCAGACCAAAAUACAGAGAUACUGAAGACGCUUCGUUACCUGAGCAGCAUCGUCGAGAGCAUCAAGAAGCCUCUGGGGACAAGGGACAACCCAGCUCGUGUCUGCAAAGACCUGCURGACUGUCGACACUUACACCUCAAAGACGACUGGUUCUGGAUUGAUCCAAACCUGGGAUGUACUUCUGAUGCCUUCAAGGUCUACUGCAACUUUACUGCAGGUGGACAGACUUGUUUGCACCCUGUGGCUUCCAAUAAGAUGGUGUUUGGUGUUGAGAAAGUCCAAAUGAAGUUUCUUCAUUUACUGAGCUCGGAGGCCAGCCAAAGCAUCACGUUCCACUGCCAAAACGAUCCAUCCUUUACCGCCAAAGAUACCGUCACCUCCACUGAACCCUUGCACAUAGAAAACAGCAAGCUUCGGUUCCAAGGCUGGAACAAACAAAUGUUUGAGAAAGACACACUACUUGAACAACAUUUGAUACAAGAUGAGUGCAAGAUCCAAGAUGGCAGCUGGCACCAGUCUCGUUUCUCCUUCCACACUCAGGACAGUCGUCAGCUACCCAUUUCAGACAUACAGGGAUUUCCUACUUCACAGGACAACAGUCAACAAUACAUAGAAAUCGGUCCUGUCUGCUUCCUCUGACACCAACAUCUUCCUUUAACUCACUCACUUAGAUCACUCAGAUCCACAGAUGUUUCCUACCAAAGAGAUGCUUCCUCUGGAUGCAUUUAUGAGAGUAAAAAAUGCUCAGUUGAGGAAGAUCUGCUUAGAAGAACUCAGUCUUUGAGAGGCAUUCAGGCCAAUGAGGCCAAAGGAAARCUGUCCAUUCAGAAAUGUAUCAAAUAAAUGUAUAAACUAAGGGCUUUCUUUUCUUUUUAUUUUAUAUACRUGUAUAUUUUUUUACAGUGCUUAGGUUCACUGCAAAUGGACCCAUGCUAAUCCCUAAUCACAGGGAAGGGCCGCCCAUCUCAGCAGCCUGUUCAGAAUUUCCAAACUCACGCCGUAAACAUGCAGACCAUCCUAAGCAGGAGCCCAACCSGAAGGAUCGUGCCAGGCCUCUGCGUAGGAUACCGUCUAAGGGUUUAAACAAGUGCAAUAGCAUGUGGAUAAUAUGUGACUGCUUUAAAGAAAAUCUGCUCCGAGGCUACAUUUACUUUUUUUUGUUUUUUUACUUUGGUCCCACCAAGUCGGGCUUGUACCUCUUGACUUAUGGUGCUCUACCUCUUACCUGGUUAUUUGCUUUCUAGACUAGUUGCUAAUGUCAGUUUAGUGUUGACUUUGUGUCGUAUGUACCGGUUACAUCAAGACUUGUUGUGUUGUUUGAGUACUUAUGUUGAUUUGGUCACUUCUAAUUUAUGAACCAAUUUUUGAUCCACUACAUAUUUUUAUGAUAUUUCUCUAUGUGGAUGGUUUCCAAACCAACCAUUGGUGCUGCAACAAUGAGUCAUCAAUAUUUCCUGUGUAUAUAUUGACAGCAUACUGUAUGUUUAUUUAUAACCUCGUUUUUUUUUAAUUCACAUUACUGUACCGCAGAAAGUUAUACUCUCAGAGAUUUGUUUGACCAACUACAGCUCAGUCUAAUGAAUAUUUAUGUUUAAAUGGUGUGCUUUUGGUUCAUACCUGUGACUCUUCAUCAUAGUGUUGUUUUUACAUUCAGAGGUACAGUACAUUGCUGGCUGCCAGCUAGAGUUAGCCAGAGUCAAAAAAAACAUGGAAAACAGUCACCAUAUACAGUAAUUAAGUUAUAUUACCUUCAACAAGGUGUUUGGAAAGUUUGUGGACGAUAAUGCAAAUGUGUAAAUAGAAAAGCCUUGACAAAUAAAUAAAGGAUCAUUUGRUCCACAACUUG